Molecule: messenger RNA, 1440 nt
Organism: Phyllostomus discolor (pale spear-nosed bat)
Lineage: Eukaryota; Metazoa; Chordata; Mammalia; Chiroptera; Phyllostomidae
Gene: GP6
Product: glycoprotein VI platelet
Exons: 7
Coding region: 70-972 (300 amino acids)
Source: RefSeq, a predicted model, not a curated record
CGUCUCCUUGGCUCCAGCCCCUCACGGCCUCCCUCUGGGGCCCCAGCAUUCAGGACGGGCUGAGGAACCAUGUCCCCUUCCCUGUCUGCCUGCUUCUGUCUUGGGCUGUGUCUGGGGCAAGUGAUACAAGCUCAGAUGGACCCAUUCCCCAAGCCCACCCUCCGGGCGGAGCCCAGCUCCCUUGUGCCCCAGCAUACGCUGGUGACCCUGCGUUGCCAGGGGCCCCCAGGGGUGGACCUGUACCGCCUGGAGCAUCUGGAAUCCAGGAAGUAUUAUGAGAGGCAGGCAGUCCUCAUCAUCAAAGCUAUGACAUCGGAUUAUGCGGGACAGUACCGAUGCUCCUAUCAGAAUGGGAGCCGCUGGUCUCCCCCGAGUGAGACGCUGACGUUGGUUAUCACGGGAGUCUAUGAGAAGCCCAUGCUCUCAGCGCAGCCCGGCCCGGCUGUAUCCCCAGGAGGUGAUGUGACUCUGCAGUGUAAGAGCAAAUACAGUUUCGACCAGUAUGCUCUGUGCAAGAAGGGGGGCAAGGGACAAAAGAAGCAAACAGAGAUGUGGUACCAGGCUGAUUUCUCGAUCAUCACGGUGACGGCGGCCCACAGUGGGACCUACCAGUGCUACAGCUUUUCCAGCAGCACCCCCUACCUGUGGUCGGCCCCCAGUGACCCCCUGGAGCUCGUGGUCAGAGAGACCACUGUGACAACCCACUCAGUACCCACAGCAGCACCUUCUGCUGUCACAGAGCCUUCUAGGAAGAAUAUCAUCAUCUCUACACAGGGGACAAGCAUUCCAACUGGUGUCUCCCACCAGUACUACACCAAGGGUAACCUGGUCCGGAUAUGCCUUGGGGCUGUGAUUCUCCUUCUCCUGGCAGGGAUCCUGGCAGAAGACUGGUACAGCCAAAAGAAAUCCCUGCAGCACCAGGUCCGAGCUAUCCACAGGCCACUGCCACCCCUCCCACAGACCCAGAAAUGAGUCAUUAGCAUGGGGGUCGACCAGAUGGCCGUAAUGAUGGUUGCUACCAUUAGAAUCCCAAGACUCUCUUGUAUCUAAGAGAUAGGUCAUGAGAGCUGGGAGGGGCCCUAGAGUGCGUGUGGAGUGUGUGGGGUAUGAAAGGAAUAUGAUAGAAGCUACCACUGUGGAACAGGAGGGUGGGGGGUGCUUCUUGAUGGCGCUCCACCAAGGAGCUGCUGAGUCAGUGUCUAUUUAUUUGGCUUUCUGUUGGAGGACUCCCUCUGUUGAAAUGAAAGGAGUCUAAUGGAUGCCGAAGUCUCCUCACUGAUAUUUUGUACAGUGUGGAUCUUAUGGCUCCUUCACUGGACAUCAUACUUCCCUAUUUCUUCAACCUUCCCUCAGACAGGCUCCGGAUUGACCUCUGUAUUUGGUCAGACUCCAUGAAUAAAUGCAACCCCCUUGGCCCCAGCUGGGUAGCUCAGUUGGCUA